GCAUUGGGGUGAAUCCUAUUUAUAGGAUGUUUGUCCGACCAAUCAUUUGGGGCUAUUCCAGUCAUUUGAGGAGAGAAGCAACAAGGAAUUUCUCUGUGAAGUUGAUAUCAAAAUCAGAAUCUCUCCUCAGGAACUUCCUCCAAAAUUGAAAGAAAGUUUGUUUGUGACUAACACAAAUGUUUCCUGUUUAACAAAACUUUUAAAUUUUCUAUUUAACUAAAAUAUUGGGCCCUAGGUUUUCAUACUAGAAAUACAGAAUUUAUUUUUAACAAAAAUCCGAGAACGAUGGCGCUCGAAAACGAAGAGAAAAUGGAGGGAGUUUCAACGGAAAGUAAGCAGAAAGAAGUUAACGAAAAUAAUGGAAGAUUGAGUAAACUGUUAAAAGCAUCUCUUGAUAAAACAAUUGAGAAAUAUCUUCAUUGUGCUAAGUAUAUGCUCUUCGCUGAGAAUUUUGCAGCAAUACAUAAGAAACAUAAUAAUGAUUUAGCAACUGUUCAUCAGCAAUUUAUUUCAAAACUUGAAUCAAGUAUCAGAGAAGAAAUCAAGCUUAUGUAUCAAGAAGAAACUAUUAACACUUAUUUAAAUAAAUUGGAUGAUUUGAUAAUGAAGGCUGGAUCUAAUCAAAAAUCAUGUAAAUGGAGACCAUCUGGAAACCCAGAAACAGAUUUAAUGGAUCAUUUACAUGUUGUAAAAGAAGAGCAUAAAAAAGAAUUGGAACAGAUUUUGGCAGAACAGACAGAAGAUAUUGAAAAUUUAACACAAACUGUAUAUAAAGAACGUCAGAAUUUAUUGUCAGCAAUAGAAGAUAUUAAAAAUAAAUAUGGAGACUAUAAAGAGGAAGAAACAAAAGUGAUAGUGGUGAAACAGUUCAGUGCAGAAAACAAGAGUGGAGGCAUUGGAGUAUGA
Messenger RNA from Centruroides sculpturatus (bark scorpion), 906 nucleotides. RefSeq lists its product as uncharacterized. NCBI's taxonomy places the organism in Eukaryota, Metazoa, Arthropoda, Arachnida, Scorpiones, Buthidae. Gene Ontology annotation, cellular component: MIS12/MIND type complex. Gene Ontology annotation, biological process: chromosome segregation. Bases 286 to 906 code for a protein of 206 amino acids. The record is from RefSeq and is a predicted model, not a curated record. The transcript is spliced from 5 exons.